AGACCAUCGAAGGAUUGAAAAAGUUCCACGAACAAGAUGCUGAAGUGAAGAAAGGCUUCUACUCCAGGGACUUCCUGAACAAGACGUUUACCUACAACUCCAAUUUCCAUUUAUAUCAGUCGCCGGCGGCUAACCAGAGGGAUACCUUACGUUGUGUCAUGGCCGCACGCCCGCCAAACCCUCAAGAACUCCCUCAAGCCUGCAGGAAGACGACUGCUGAUUACUCAAACAAAGUGAUGGGAUUGGCAAGGAAGCUGCUUGAAUUGGUUUCUGAAGCAUUGGUACUGAAAGCUGAUUACCUUAACAAUAUAGGCUGCUUGGAAGGAUUGCUGCUUCUGGGUCAUUACUAUCCAGCUUGUCCAGAGCCGGAUUUGACAAUAGGAACUAGCAGCCAUUCUGACAGCAGCUUUCUCACUGUGCUUCUGCAAGACCAAGUUGGGGGGUCUUCAGGUCCUGUGUGAUGAUCAGUGGGUUGAUGUGAAGCCACAGCAAAUGCUCUUGUUAUAAAUCUGGGAGACUUGUUGCAGGUCAGAACUGGACAGUGCUUGUUUCAAAGUCUUGCUAUAAAACUAACUGGUUUUCAUGCUCAAUUCUCUGGCAAUGAACGUGUAGUUGAUCUCUAAUGAGGAAUUCAAAAGCUCUCAGCACAGAGUAGUUGCUAAAUCAAUAGGCCCCAGGAUUUCAGUGGCCUGUUUCUUGAGACCGCAGCCGCUUCCUGAGAACUCCUCCCGAGUUUAUAGCCCGCUCAAGGAGCUGAUAUCGGACGGGAAUCCCCCGGUUUUCAGGGAGACUACCCUGAAGGAAUUCAUUGAACAUUACGAUGCAAAAGGGCUUAAUGGGAUCUCUGCCCUGGAGCGUUUCAGACCGAGUUCCAGGAAGAAUGAGAGCAUCAAAUGAACAAUCAUGUGAAUG
Linum trigynum is the source of this 912-nucleotide messenger RNA. The record is from the annotation of a GenBank genome assembly. Lineage: Eukaryota; Viridiplantae; Streptophyta; Magnoliopsida; Malpighiales; Linaceae.